Trichoderma asperellum CBS 433.97 is the source of this 1501-nucleotide messenger RNA. RefSeq lists its product as uncharacterized. The record is from RefSeq and is a predicted model, not a curated record. NCBI's taxonomy places the organism in Eukaryota, Fungi, Ascomycota, Sordariomycetes, Hypocreales, Hypocreaceae.
UUUUAUUGCAUAAUAUUAAUACUCUUAUAUUCCAUUUUCUGUGACAUCACAUCAAGCUCUCUGUUUCUGGUCAUGGGUGCCAAGCAUCUAUCUUUUAUCAACAUCUCUCGUCCUGAUGAGGGCCAGAGUAAGCGUACCAAGGCAUUGGUACGUCGGCAUGUUAUGGCAGAUGUUGGCCGUUCAAGGCGUAAAAAGGCGAAAUACAAGAUUAUACCCCUCCAAGUUGCCGCCACAAUUACUUCAUCAGACGUUGUACCAGUAAACGCCGAAGCAGCUGAAUCACUCCCUCUCGUGAGGAUGCCGCCGUCGUUUCAAACUUUUCUCACCGGUGGUGAUGCUCGUGCUUCAGAACUUAUUACUUUCAUGACGUCUGAAGCUGACUACGUGUACCGUCCGUUUCGGGCAUCGUGGUUUCGGAUCGGUCUCUCUGAUACAGCCGCAUUCGACUUAUGGCUUGCGCAAGCAGUGGUAAUUCGCGAUAGUUUAUCCCAUCAAAAAGAUGCAGUCAACUAUGAUGAAGAAUAUUCGGAUACAUCUGAAGCAAAUAGAUAUUACUGCAAGUCCUUGCAACAGCUGGCUACUCGACUCAACAAUCGCGAAGAUUGUGUAAGCGAUGGUGUUAUAGCGACUAUCAUGGGAUUUAUAUGCGUUGAUACUCGUGUCGGAAAUUGGGAUCGAUAUACCGUGCAUAUGGAUGGCCUGGAGCGAAUAUACCAUCUUCGUCAUGGAUUUGACACUUUAGAUGGUGAGAUCCCACUAAUGGCAUUUUGGGUUGAUUUAAUGGGUGCAUCCAUGCUCAAUCGCUACCCAAGAUUUCCCAUCCCAAAGCAGCUGAUGAAUUCUCAGAGGAUAAAUAAGGACGACAUUCCCCAAACGCUGCGCACUUUGCUUCAUCAUGCUGAGAAAGUCACUCCUCAAGGCGGGCAGAUAUACGCUAUGUUACGCAUGAUGGCACCAGUUGUUGCUAUAGUGAACCGCAAUACUUAUGAUGCCCUAUUCUGGACCGAACCGGCGGUUUUGAUCGAAAUACUUGGCGUUGCUAGUCAUUUUGUGCUGUCAGUGCCUAAAUGUCCGGAAGAUGAUACACAAACAGAUUAUCCGGUCUUCAUGGUGCAGAGGAUGGUACAACUUGCGUGUUUGAUGAUCAUGUCAGAGCUCAAACGAGUAGCAUCCUUCCACUGGGCAGACAUAGGCCCUCUGGGUGAUCGCUUCAUAAUCCUACUGCAGGAAUCUACUUGCGAGAUUCCUAUGGAGCUCAAAAAACUGCGAUCUUGGGCAAUUGUGACGGCAUACUCCUUGGCGCGGCUUGAAAUUCGAGACUCAUUGCUUGUCGAAGCGAGGCAAUCCAUGAGUGAGGUCGGCAUCUGCUCUUCUGAUCAAGCGAUUGAUUAUAUGAAGGAUACUUUGUGGUUGCAAAGUAUCAAUCCAAUUAUAUUGGAGAGCUUAUUUGUAUCUAGCAGUGGGUGAUUAGAGCAAAGAUGAGUACCAAAAAUAUACCACG